Molecule: messenger RNA, 2212 nt
Organism: Bemisia tabaci
Lineage: Eukaryota; Metazoa; Arthropoda; Insecta; Hemiptera; Aleyrodidae
Gene: Cog2
Product: conserved oligomeric Golgi complex subunit 2
Biological process (GO): Golgi organization; intra-Golgi vesicle-mediated transport; protein transport
Cellular component (GO): membrane; COG complex
Source: RefSeq, a predicted model, not a curated record
AAGUGUAAUGUAAAGUGACGACAAUUUGUACGAUGAUAAGAUGUGUCUCGAAAGAUAAUGAAUAACUUUUGCUGAAAUAAAGGAUUAAUUUUAUGCAUCUUCUCAUAAUGUCAUCAUCUCAUCUUUCGGCAGAUCUUUGUUUCAAUCACAAUGAUUUUAUCCAGGAUUCCUUUUCGGUUGAUCAAUUUCUUCAAGAUCACCGCAAAAAAGCUAAUCUGGAGAUGAUGAGAGAUGAUCUUGGAAUUUAUUUAAAAAUUUUACGGUCAUCUAUGAUAGAACUGAUUAAUCAAGACUAUGCAGAUUUUGUGAAUCUCUCCAGCAACUUAAUUGCCUUGGAUAAAAGCAUUUCAACAAUUCAAGAACCGUUGGAAACACUGAGCAGCAAAAUUUUGGAAACCAAGUUUGUUCUGGACAAGACCAUAGAGGAUAUUGAGGCGCUUGUUGGGAAGAAGAAGUGUUUAGCUGCCAAGAAGGAGAGUUUGAGAAACUUUUCAAAAAUGCAAAAUGCAGCUUAUAAACUUGAAAAGUUACUUAACAUUGAAAAUCUUAGCACUAUACUUUUAACUAGAGCAGCAACAGAAUACAGUUGGUUGAAUUGUUAUAGCAAAAAGUGUCAAUCGCAUAUCACCAAAGAUUUUCAACAGCUGCAGGAUAAAAUUAGUGAUUCCCUAUUAUCGCAUUUGAAUAGACUGUUCUUAGAAGCAUUUAAAAAUGGUGAAUCACAACUGGAUGUCCUGAAAAUCUCUUUGAAUUUAUUUGUUACUUUGGGAAAAUCAGAUGUUGUGGAAAAUCUAAUUCGGACACAGAUUGUAUCUCCAGCGAUGGAUAAAUUGAUCAGUGAAGAUUCGCUCCUGAGUGAUCCAUGUGGUUUGGAGGGUUUAUAUUCUCGUGUUGUGGCCUUUAUAGACAAUGAUCUAAAAUAUAUUCUUCAAUUAACAAGGCCAACAAAAGAUCCACCAAUUAUCAAAGGAUUUAAUAUCAUGUGCAAUAGUGUGUGGCCAGAAGUAGAUCAGUGUCUAGAAUUGAGGCUGAAGACAAUAUAUGCACCUGGUAAUCCUGAUGUUUUUCAUCAGCGUUAUUCAGAAACCAUGCAUUUUCUGAAUGAAUUGGAGCAUAGAUGUGGAAAUGAAGGUACGGUGAAAGCUUUAAGAUCCCAAAGUCAAUAUCAGGCAUUUCUUCAAAAGUGGAAUCUGUCUGUGUAUUUCCAGCUCCGUUUUCAACAAAUUGCAACCCAGUUAGAAAAUCUGUUGAUAGAUAGAGAAAAGUACACCACCAUCAUUUCAACCUCUAGGUCUCCACACCUUACAGUCACUAAUACUGUCUGGCUCUGCAUCAAUCAAUGUUGGGCUCCAAACAUCUUCAUCAUGGAAUUAGCUCACAGAUUUUGGAAACUGAGUCUUCAAAUCAUCUCUCGUUUUUGUUCUUGGAUAACUAGUGCCUUGAAAGAAACUGCCUUGCCAUCAGCUUCUCUUUCAAAUUCUCAGUUCCAAUCGUAUCUCUAUUCCGAUUGUGAAUUUCUCAUUUCAAGCUUACCAGAGCUCCAAGAUUUGGCCAAAUUAAAACUUGUUGAUCAAACCUCCGAAGAAGUUUUAAUUUUAAUAAACUCCAGCAUUGCAGACACAGAGGAUUUGCUAAAAGCUUGUUUAGUACAGAUUUCUAAGUCUGUGAUUGAAGAAAUAGCUGAGUUGAGUUUGCCACAUGUUCGUUCUGUGAGUGAUACACCUCGUCUAUUUCGACGGACAAAUCGUGAAAAUCCAAAAUCACCGUGCUCUUAUGUCAACGCUAUUCUUGGACCACCUACAACUUUUCUCAGAGAUUACCCGCAUCAUGCUCAACUUUGGCUGGCUAAAAUUUUAUCCCUCAUUACAGUUCAGUAUUUUAAGCAAGUUGAGGAUGUCCUUAAAUCUGUCCAAAAAACUGAGGAAAGCUUGCGCAGACUGAAACAAAUUCGAGAGCGUACAACUGGAGAAAGCCGAAGCAGUGGUGGUGACGAUGAAAAAAUUCGUCAACAAUUACUAAUCGAUGUCACGGCUUACUGCAAAGCGAUUGAACAGUUGGGUUUGAAGACAACGGAUGUUGAAAAACUACCUGAGCUCUUAAAUAUGGUCACAAUCGAGGUCAAACCGAGUAAAUGACUCAAGCAACUGUAGCACCACUUGACUUUGGUUCCGAAUAUUAAGAAUAAAAGAGCUGCCAAUAACAAUUACCUCUA